This is a messenger RNA of Pseudopipra pipra, 4281 nucleotides long. RefSeq names its product collagen alpha-1(XVIII) chain-like. Gene Ontology annotation, biological process: phagocytosis, recognition. Lineage: Eukaryota; Metazoa; Chordata; Aves; Passeriformes; Pipridae. Gene Ontology annotation, molecular function: low-density lipoprotein particle binding; pattern recognition receptor activity. The record is from RefSeq and is a predicted model, not a curated record. The coding region runs from base 1423 to 4029 and encodes 868 amino acids. The transcript is spliced from 23 exons.
AAUUGGGGACACACACACACCGUGCGGGGCUGCACCGCGGGGGAUGCGGGCAAGAACCCCGAGGUGGGCUCCGGAUGCGGGGGGCCCCGGCGGGACCAAAAGCGUUGCUGGCAACGGAGCAUCCCGGGCGGUUCGGCCCCGGUCUGUACGGGACGGCCCCGCCGGGUCCCCGCGCCCACCUGCCCCCGGUUCCCGCACCCGCGGCCCCGCGGCCCCCGCCCCGCACAGUCCGAGAUAGGUUGAAGGCUGCCGGCACCUAGUGGCUACUCGGGAAAAGUGGGAGCGGGCGGGACCCCAGGGAGCCCCGCCAUCCCCCCGGGACCCCGGUCCCGCCAGUCCCCGCAGCACCGGGCGGGAGGCCGGGAGAUGGCGCGGAGCGGUCCCUGUGCCCGGGGGGGAGGUCCCCGAGCUGAUGACCCCCGAGCUGCGCCCUGGGGCAUCUGAGCCAGCACCGGGCUUGGGACAGCAGAGGGAACCCGUCUGGGUGCGGCAAGGGGGUCGUGGGCACUGCAGGGAGGUCUUGGACAUGGGGGGGGUGGCCCUGUGGGGCCCUGGUGUGGGGGUCAGUGUAGUGGGUGGGAUAAGAGGAGCAGAGCUGCCUGGAAUGCAGGGCCUGGGCUGAGAAUCCCCAACUGGUGUCACGGGUGAGCACAUCUAAUGCUCAAACUGGUAUUUUGAGGCUUGAGUGACAGCACGGGUGGCACUGGUGGCACUGCCACAGGUGCUCUCAGGACAACCUUCUCUCUCCUGUGCGGGUGAGCUGGACAGCGCUAAGGGCAGGCAGGACAGGGACAGGCAGGUUCUCUGUCCCCCACUCUCCCCAGCCCCCCUUCUCCCCUCUCAGCCCCAGCAGGGGCCCCAUAAGGCAUCCUCACAUGGUGCUGCUCUGAGCCCCUGCCCUGCCUGGCACUGUGGCCAUGACUCAGGGCAGAGGCACCAGCCUUGACUCGGUGUCCCAGUAGGGACCAAACCCAAACAGGUGCCCGGCCCCGCUCAGGCUGCAGCACCUUAUCAGGCCUUGGCAGUGCCGCGCGCCCGCUGGGGAGUCUGUUGUGUCUGCGGACAGAGGCAGCGCCAGCGUCCCCUCCUCUGCCCAGGCACUGCUCCUCCAGGUCCCUGUCCCAGCACCAUCCUGGGAGAUGGAGCGGGGCUGGGCUGGUGCCCCCCACAGCCGUGCUGCCCCCACCCCAACCACAGCCCUGUGGCCACAGCGGGGGCUCAGCGCUGGUGUUUGGUGCUUGGUGCAGCCCAGCUCCCUGCCUGUGACGGGACAGCCCUGUGCCCCCGGCCCUGGUGCUCAGCACCCGCCGGAUGUGGUCCGUGGGGUGUAGGUGCCGGGGCAGGCAAGGGGCGUGUCAGGGGCCGCUGUGAUAACUGCGGGCGCUGUGUGGGGCUGCGGCCACAGACGGAGCAGGGAGCGGGAUGAGCCAAGGACCCCCAUCCUGGGCAGCAGCCAGGCCCAGAGGCAGCGCCAUGGGGUCCGGCAGCGCCUGGGGCCUCCUCCGCACCCUCUGCAUCCUCCUGGUGCUGGCCGGGUGCCUGUGCCCUGCCACGGCCCAGUGGUUUUACCUGGGCUCGGAGGACACCACCCCGGAUCCCGGCACCAGCCUCACCACCCCCACCCUGGAUGGAGAGGAAGAUGCAGAGACCAGCAUGGAACCCACGGGGAAGGUGCUGCUGAGCAAACCCCCUCUGGCGAAGGCCCCCAGACGCCGGGACCACCUCGCCAGGGGAACAGCAAAAGGACCAGGCCAUGCCCCACCACGCACACGAGUCCAGCAGCACCGACCCACAGCCACCCCAGAGAUCUUCGAGGGGAGCGCGGUGGAAGAGGAGUUCCUGCAGAUCCAGACGACAACAAAGGGGCUGCCCCGGGGGGUGCCCCCAGCCCCGGAGAUGGACCCUGCCCUCCAGGUGCACAACGGCUCUGGCUGUGUCUGCCCCGUGCGCCCUGGCCCUCCCGGCCGUGCCGGCCCUCCCGGCCCAAAGGGAGAGAAAGGUGACCGAGGGUUCCCCGGAGAGAGAGGCCAGCCCGGAAUCUCAGGAGACAGAGGGAAGUCUGGCAGCCCAGGACAGCCAGGUCACCAGGGUCCCCGGGGGCCCCCGGGUCCUCCGGGGCCCCCGGGACCCCCAGGCACCUGGGGAGCCAGGAGCCCACCCGCGCCUGCCGCCCUCCCCGAGGGAUUGGAGAACGAGCUGGGACCCUCCAGCUCUGGGGGAAACCCGGGACCCCCAGGCCCCCCCGGGCUGCCCGGCAUGCCCGGACCCCCAGGCUACCCAGGCCAUGAUGGCCCCCCGGGGGUCCCUGGGCGGGAGGGAAAGCCGGGACCCCCCGGCCCUCCAGGGGCUGUGGGACCACCCGGUUUCCCCGGGGCUGAAGGAACUCCAGGGUCUCCAGGCUCGGCUGGGCCAGAUGGACCCCCGGGGGCACCAGGGCUCCCAGGGCCUCAGGGUCCCCCCGGGGUGCCAGGGCACGAAGGACCCCCUGGUCCCACAGGACCUGCAUCACUCCCUGGCAAACCAGGGCUCCGAGGGGAGCCAGGAUUCCCAGGACUAAAGGGAGAGAAGGGUGAAUAUGGACUGCCAGGCAUGCCGGGAAGCCCUGGCCGGACUGGAGAGACAGGGCCCCCAGGCAUGCCCGGUCCCAUGGGGCCUCCAGGACCACCGGGGGACUACAGGUGUGACUUGCGCCACGGAGGGCACCGUGGAUUGGCCGGGGCACCGGGCCCCAAGGGAGAAAAGGGCGACCCCGGAGAGCCGGGGUGCUGCUACAGGGAACAGGGGUGCAAACCAGGCCACCUCCCCUUCCCCAGCACCGGCAGCCAGCCCAGCUCCUGGGGGUCCAUCAGAGGGUACCAGACGGACAGCAAAGAGGAACCAGAGAUUUAUGGAGCGAUCAUCCCCCAUGGUGUUCGAGGUCCUCCCGGCCCCCCCGGGCCCCCAGGCCCCCCUGGCCCACCAGGUCUCCUCUACCUCAACAGGGUGUACCCGGUCCGUGCCCAGCCCCCCUGCAAGCAGCCGGUGGCCCCAGACCCAGGCUGGGCAGCAGGGCCAGCUCCCACGGGAGCACCCAGGCCCUGUGCUGGGACACCUUGUGAGCCCCCACCUUCUCUGGGCUCUCCAGAUGCCGACACCCGUCAGACGGAGCCAUUGGACUGCCGCACUGAUCCCCGGCGCCAGACGUGGGUCUUCAGGUCCAAGGAGCUGAUGGUGAAGGCGAGCGGUGCCGUGCCCGAGGGGAGCCUGGUCUACGUGCAGGAGGGGAGCAGCGCCUUCCUCCGGACCCCCGCUGGCUGGAGCCGCCUCCUGCUGGAGGAUUCGCGGUCGGUCUUGGCUGGUGACGACCCUUCUGCCUCCACUCCACGGUACCAGGAGGCAAAGCGGGUGCAGACAAGAGGUCCCAACACAGUGUCACCUGUGCAGUCCCCAAUGGACUCGCUGGUCCAGAAGGAGGAGGGACAAGGGCUGCCCCAAAUCCCACUAACCACCAUCGCCCCACGGAUCCCAUCUCUCCGCCUGGCCGCCCUCAACGUGCCCCUGUCCGGCGACAUGAGCGGGAUCCGGGGUGCCGACCUGCAGUGCUACCGGCAGUCCCAGGAGGCCGGGCUGUACGGCACCUUCCGGGCCUUCCUGUCGGGCCCCACCCAGGACCUGGUGUCCAUCGUCAAGAGGACAGACAGGACCCUCCCCAUCGUCAACCUGAAGGGGCAGCUGCUGGCCAAGUCCUGGAGCUCCCUCUUCGAGGGUCAACCUGGUGCCACCCCACGGGGUCCCAUCUACUCCUUCAACGGGCGCAACAUCCUGACGGAUCCCCUCUGGCCCCACCGGCUGGCCUGGCACGGCUCCACGGCGCGGGGGGGCCAUGCCCGGCGCCGGGACUGCCAGGGCUGGCGUGGCUCUAGCACGGCUGAGGGCAUGGCCACCCCCCUGGGCCAGGGCCGGCUGCUGGCCGGGCACCGGCACAACUGCUCCACACCACUGGCCGUGCUCUGCGUCGAGGUGGCCUUUCCCUACCGGCACAUGUGGUGACAGCGGGGACACCGGGCCACACGGCCCAGGCAGCCCCGUGGGCCCGGGAGCACUGUGGGCAGCGUUGGAGCUGUGCAGGAGCACCGAGGGGAUGCCAGCCCCACAGCCAGGCUGUGUCAUCCCUGUCUGUGCCAUCCCACGGACCCCUGUGCCAUGGGGCGAUGCCAGGCUGUGCCCACAGCCUCCUUGCACCCACAGUGGUGCCAACACUGUCACUGCCCCGAAAUAAAGACACGCAAACGUUGUUUUUUA